AUGGUAGAGGGGACUAAGGAUAAAAAAACCACCGUGGAUAAAAAAAAACAGGAUGGUAAAAACAAAAAAAACGUCAAGAAUGUAAAGGGCAACCCCAAGGCAGCAGCCACCGGCAAUGACAAGCUGGCCAAGAAGAAAGGAACCAUCAAGGAGAAAAAGCAACUAUACAAGGGAAAGGUUAAAAAAAGCUUGGGUAAACAGGUGGCCGGAAAGGACCAGCAGGUGAAGAAGGGCGCCACCGAGGAGUCCAAGAAGAAGAAGAAAAUCACCACGUCCAUUCGGUUUAAGCGACCGAAAACGCUGAAAUUGCCCAAAAACCCAAAGUGCCCGAAAAUCAUCAAAUCAUGCUACAAGAAAACGCUGGACAAGUAUGGAAUUUUGAAAUACCCCCUGACGUCAGAAAAGGCCAUGAAAAAGAUAGAAGAAAUAAACACGCUCGUUUUUAUUUGCGACAAGAGGGCGGAUAAGAAGAAAAUUAUGAAGUCAGUGAGGAACCUCUUCGGCAUUAACUGCGAGAAGGUCAAUGUGCUGAACAGACUCAACGGAGAUAAGAAGGCAUACGUGCGUCUGUCAAAGGACCACGACGCGUUGGAGGUAGCCAACAAGAUCGGAAUUCUAUAA
Plasmodium cynomolgi strain B is the source of this 621-nucleotide messenger RNA. RefSeq names its product 60S ribosomal protein L23a. The transcript is spliced from 4 exons. NCBI's taxonomy places the organism in Eukaryota, Apicomplexa, Aconoidasida, Haemosporida, Plasmodiidae. Gene Ontology annotation, molecular function: structural constituent of ribosome; rRNA binding. The record is from RefSeq and is a predicted model, not a curated record. Bases 1 to 621 code for a protein of 206 amino acids. Gene Ontology annotation, biological process: ribosomal large subunit assembly; translation. Gene Ontology annotation, cellular component: cytosolic large ribosomal subunit; ribosome.